Molecule: messenger RNA, 648 nt
Organism: Laccaria bicolor S238N-H82
Lineage: Eukaryota; Fungi; Basidiomycota; Agaricomycetes; Agaricales; Hydnangiaceae
Exons: 2
Coding region: 1-648 (215 amino acids)
Biological process (GO): chromatin remodeling
Cellular component (GO): Ino80 complex
Source: RefSeq, a predicted model, not a curated record
AUGACAGCGCGUCAGGCGGUGCUGGCGAGUGUCGUCGAUUCUACUCAUGUGUCACUCACUGGCCGCACGGGCAAUAAGAAGCAACUCAACGAAUCCGAGCUCGCCCUCCGCCGCGAAGAGACAGCCCGAAAACGCAAGAACCUAUCCGAGAAAAAACUAGAAGAUGAGAAACUGGAGACCAUCAACCGGUUGCUGAAGAAACAAAGUAGACCCAGAGGUCGGAGACCCGCCAAUGCGUUGCCGCUGGAAGACACGCCUUCCGCCACUCCCAAGGUCAAAGCCAAGUCAAAGCUGUCAAAGGAGCGAGAUGUCGACGAGGACGUGGAUAUGGAUGACACGGAGGAGAAGGAGGAAGCGGAACGGGAGGGGGAGGAGAAAGAGCAAUCGAAACCCGUGACGAUGUAUCGUCGGGUGACUUCCACCCAGGGUGAUGGAGAAGACAAGAAAACGGUCAUUUCUUUCUCUGUACCCACCACCCUUUUGCCGCCAGUGGAAAGCCCCAUGCCCGAUCUCUUACAGCCCUCCGGUCGCGGUCCAGGAGUAUGUGCUAUUGAAGGGUGCUCUGGUGCACGAAAGUAUCGUCUCGUGAAGGAUUGGUCUAUAGGCGCAUGUGGGCUGGAUCAUUUACGGUUGUUGGAGGGUCGGUAG